UUUCUUUUGCGUUGUGUGGAGCAGCGAGAGGAACUUGUGCAACAUGAAAACGAUGACGGGAUCAAAUGAGUUCAAACUAAAUCAAACUCCAGAUGAUGGUAUUUCAUCAGUAAAGUUUAGUCCAAAUACAUCUCAGUUUCUGCUUGUUUCAUCCUGGGACACGACUGUCCGGCUCUAUGAUGUUCCUGCCAACACUAUGAGACUCAAGUAUCAGCAUUCAGGAGCUGUCCUUGACUGUGCUUUUUAUGAUCCUACCCAUGCCUGGAGUGGAGGAUUAGAUCAGCAAUUGAAAAUGCACGACUUAAACACGGACCAAGAGAACCUCGUUGGUGCCCAUGAUGCUCCUAUCAGGUGUGUUGAGUAUUGUCCAGAAGUGAAUGUCAUGGUGACUGGAAGCUGGGAUCAAACAGUUAAACUGUGGGACCCCAGAACUCCUUGUAAUGCAGGAACCUUCUCUCAACCUGAAAAGGUCUACACGCUUUCUGUGUCUGGAGAUAGACUGAUUGUGGGGACAGCAGGUCGGAGAGUGCUGGUGUGGGAUUUACGCAACAUGGGCUAUGUUCAGCAGCGAAGAGAAUCAAGCCUGAAGUACCAGACCCGCUGUAUCAGAGCGUUUCCGAAUAAACAGGGUUAUGUUUUAAGUUCUAUUGAAGGUCGUGUUGCGGUGGAAUAUUUGGAUCCAAGUCCAGAAAUCCAGAAGAAGAAAUAUGCAUUCAAAUGUCACCGUUUGAAGGAAAAUAACAUUGAGCAGAUUUAUCCAGUUAAUGCUAUUUCUUUCCAUAAUGUCCACAACACAUUUGCUACAGGAGGUUCCGACGGUUUUGUAAAUAUCUGGGAUCCGUUUAAUAAAAAGCGGCUGUGUCAGUUCCAUCGGUAUCCCACGAGCAUAGCAUCACUUGCCUUCAGCAACGAUGGAACUACCCUUGCAAUAGCUUCUUCGUAUAUGUAUGAGAUGGAUGACAUCGAACAUCCUGAAGAUGGUAUCUAUAUUCGCCAAGUGACAGAUGCAGAAACAAAACCUAAGUGA
Molecule: messenger RNA, 1027 nt
Organism: Eurypyga helias (sunbittern)
Lineage: Eukaryota; Metazoa; Chordata; Aves; Eurypygiformes; Eurypygidae
Gene: BUB3
Product: BUB3 mitotic checkpoint protein
Exons: 7
Coding region: 44-1027 (327 amino acids)
Biological process (GO): mitotic spindle assembly checkpoint signaling
Cellular component (GO): kinetochore; mitotic checkpoint complex; bub1-bub3 complex
Molecular function (GO): ubiquitin binding
Source: RefSeq, a predicted model, not a curated record